Molecule: messenger RNA, 2921 nt
Organism: Melanotaenia boesemani (Boeseman's rainbowfish)
Lineage: Eukaryota; Metazoa; Chordata; Actinopteri; Atheriniformes; Melanotaeniidae
Gene: itfg1
Product: integrin alpha FG-GAP repeat containing 1
Exons: 18
Coding region: 143-1909 (588 amino acids)
Cellular component (GO): plasma membrane
Source: RefSeq, a predicted model, not a curated record
ACAAAUAUAAGACGAUAUAUUUAAGUAUCAGAUUUUUUUUUACGUGAGGCGUAAUUUAAAAGACGGUGCCGUUUCUCUCUGCUGUAAAGCGGAGUGCCGUAUUACAGGUGGUUAUGUUGUGAGGAGCGGAAGCAAUACAAGGAUGUGGUUGUUUAAAUUAAAUACUUUGGCGUUUUUGUUACUUUUGUUGGGGCAGUAUAACUCAUUUGCUCUUCAGAAUGUAACUGCUGACCUUUUCGGGAGCGGAAAUUAUGGGACGGUUGCAGCGUUUGGAGAUUUUAACUCGGAUAAACAGACUGACAUCUUCAUCAUCAGAGAGCGGUCUGAACUGGUAAUAUUCUUGGCAGACUCCACACCACCAUACUUCAAGCCCAAAGUUCAGAUAAAUAAAGACAUUUUGCCAAAGGACACAGUCAUCACCAGUGUGGUUCCUGGAGAUUAUGAUGGAGACUCUCAGAUGGAUGUUCUUCUUACAGCUCAGACAAUUCUCUCAAAAACAAAAGUUUUAAUCUUUUGGGGGAACAACCAGACAUUAGAUACGGCUGGGUGGCUCACGCUGAACAAGACAUUUACAGAUCAGCCUCUUGUUAUGGAUUUCAAUGGGGACAUGAUCCCAGAUGUCUUUGGUGUCACCAACACCCCCAAUACUGAAGUCUGCUAUCUCACAAAAAGGAUUCCUGUGUGGGAGAAUGCGUUGAACUCACCUGUUCAAUUGCGCAUCCCUCACUCAAACGCUUUCAUUGACCUCAACAAGGACUUCACAGCUGACUUGUUCCUAACAACCGAGACCUCGUUUGAGACCUGGAUCAACAAGGAUGGCAACUUCACCCAGGCUGAAGUUAUUCCAAGGCCAGAAGCCAAGGUGGUCGGGCAGUCAUCCUUUGUUGACUUUGAUGGUGAUGGCUACCAAGACCACCUCCUCCCUGUGUGUACAGAUGAAACCUGUCAACAGAGUGCCAUCUACCUCACCAAGUCGGGCUCAAAAGAGUGGCUGCCAGUACUGUCAGAAUUCAGGCAGAGGGAAACACUCUGGGGCUUUGUGCCAGGGAGCCUCAGCCAGCCCCUGGUCCUGCACCUCGGGGACUACAACCUGGACGGCUUCCCUGAUGCUCUUGUGAUCCUCCGCAACACAAGUGGCAGCGGUCAGCGAGCGUUCCUGCUGGAGAACGUCCCCUGUAACAAUCCAACCUGCAGCACCAUCAAACGAAUGUUUCACAUCCACUGGGACCAGUCAGACUUGGGAGCCAUUCAAAAUGCCACUAUGGCAACCUUCUUUGACAUCUAUGAAGAUGGUAUCCUUGACAUGCUGGUCCUGAGUCAGACAGAUGGCAAAAAAGAUUUGACGAUCAAUGCUUUAAAGAACAAUUUUGAAGCUGAUGCCUACUUCGUAAAAGUGAUGGUGCUCAGCGGGCUCUGCUCUAAUGACUGUCCUGAAGAUGUCAAGCCUUUUGGAGUAAACCAGCCAGGUCCUUACGUCAUGUACACCACAGUGGACUCUAAUGGCUACCUGAAAAAUGCCUCAGCUGGUCAGUUGAGCCAAUCAGCUCAUUUCUCCCUCCAGCUGCCCUACACCGUGCUAGGUCUCGGACGUAGCGCUAACUUCUUGGAUCACCUUUUCGUCGGCAUCCCCCGGGAGCCAGGAGACAAGGACAUACGGAAGCAGGAGUGGACGGCCAUCAUUCCUAACUCUCAGCUCAUCGUCAUACCUUUCCCACACAAUAAGCCGCGCAGUUGGAGCGCUAAGUUGUAUCUCACUCCCAGUAACAGCGUCCUGCUCACGGCCAUCGCACUGAUCGGAGUCUGCGUCUUCAUCCUCGUCAUUAUCGGCAUCCUCCACUGGAAAGAGAAGAAAGCGGACGACCGAGAGAAGAGGCAGGAGGCCCACCGUUUCCAUUUCGAUGCCAUGUGAAGGAAGAGAACUGCAUCAUCGCUUCCCGCUCUGCUCCGUCUGUUAGCCAUCCGACCGCCCCCCUCGUCCCUUCACACAUUUCAAGGACCAAUAAAUGAAUCCUCAUUUACCCCAAAAUGUUUCUUUUUGAUAUUUUUCUGUCCUUGAGUAAAAUGUGAAAUAUUUAUGCCCCGUUUGAUUUAUUCAUUCCAGUGAUAGAAGUAGAGGAGCUGCAACAAGGCCACAGGGACACGGAAAGAUGAGAAGUUUUUUAUCAGAGACUCACUGUUGGAAGAAGCAUGGUCUUCAGUUGUGUCAUUAGAGUAGUCUGACAGAUGAAACUCCCAGUGUGUAACUCCAUAAACUGCAAACUGUUUAUAAUUGUUUACUAAAGAGGAAGCAUCUAUGACAUCAACAUGUUGAAAUGUGUAAAAUUAACUUAAACUCGUAAUGUGUGUCACUGCCUCUGUCUGUGCAUGUCGUCACACUCGUCUCAAUCCUGUGAUUUUAAUGUCGGCUUCGCAACUGGAGCAGCAACUGGUGAAAGAUGAACAAAAGUGGACACGUGGAACAUUUUUCUGUUUCCAGCCUCACUAAAAAUGAUGAAUGGCCUUCUGGUCUGCUGAGUGCAAAUCCAUCUUUCCCUGAGUUGAUUGUAUUACAGUUCAUCACAGGAGUGCCAAAAAGUAUUUCAUCCUGCAAAUAUCUAACAGCUACUGCAUCAAGGCCCUACACGUAGGCUAAUACCUGGUUGUCCUGCUGAAUGAGGCACAGUUACUACUAAUUCAAGGUUUGGUUUUUAAUUUGUUUCUUUUAAAACUUGAUUCAGCCAAGCUCUCUGGUAUGUCCAGAUAUUUAUUUUGCAAGACUGAGUUCAUGUCUGUCCAACUUGUUUGCACUUUUUUAAAACUAAUCAUUAACUGUGGGUGUUUGUAAAUUAUUUCAUUUGGUGGAUUUAUUUUGCAAAUGAAUGUUAAAGCUACUAAAUGUGUUUAUCUUCUGAGGUUGAGAAUAAAAAGUUUCUUCUGCUUAA